Giardia duodenalis is the source of this 609-nucleotide messenger RNA. RefSeq lists its product as uncharacterized. The record is from RefSeq and is a predicted model, not a curated record. The transcript has a single exon. Bases 1 to 609 code for a protein of 202 amino acids. NCBI's taxonomy places the organism in Eukaryota, Fornicata, Diplomonadida, Hexamitidae.
AUGCAACUGCAGAUAGCUGCUAGAAAGCAAGCGCUGAAGGAAAAUGAGGUGCACACACCAACGUUUUCUGCGCCAACUUUCUCUGUGCAUGAUUCUGUUCCCAGAUUGACUGGGGUAAUCGGUCCACCCUCUCCCACUGUUCCGAGCAGUGUGGAGGGUAAGUUGAGUCGCAAGUGGGACAUUUCCUUCACACGAAAAGAAGAAGAUGCACAGAAGUUAGAUGAGCACGAUAUAGCAGCCGUUCUUCGGCCGAGGGCCCCCUCUAUCGACGAACAUGCCCGCCUCGCCAAACUUGUCGUUAAGUUAUGCUCGAAAAGAAACAGAGACCUGCGAAGGAAGAUUAGCAAGAAUAUUGAACAGUCCCCGCCCUCUACAAUCGAGUCUGCCUCAGCAAAGCGAUCGGUCGAAGAGCGUCUCCAGCGUCAACUUGACAGAUACCAGCGGGUCCUACUAUCUAAAAGAAACGCUGGGGCAGACGAGCUAGACACAGAGUUGAUUCGCAACGCAAGGAACGUCUUCUCCUAUGUUCAUCUGCGCGAUCGGGUGAGGGCCGACACGCACAGAGACCUCAGUGAAAGCGGAGAUGACCUAUGGGACUGUGAAGACUAA